AUGUCUCUUCGUCGAACAAUUAUAUUUGGUGUUGUAUCAUUUAAUCGUUUAGCAAAACAAAUUAAAACUGCUUUACCUUAUGCAUUAGGUACAGCUACAGCUGUUACUUAUUGUUAUAUUCAAAAUCCAUUUAACAAACAUCAUGCUGCUAUGCUUGAUUUUUUUCGUUUGACACCAACUUCCCUUGAUACUGAUGUUUCAGAAAAUUAUCCUGAUAAACCAUCAGAAUCAUUCAUGGCUGAACCACUAACCAAUGAAGAUAUUCUUAAAAAAGGUUCGAAUUUAUAUAGACAACGAAUGGAAAUUUUUAUAUUAAAAUUACAAAAACAAAUUUGUCAUUCAUUGGAACAAUGUGAAGCUAAAACAAAUAGUGGAAUUCAAUUUAAAAUCGAUCGAUGGACUCGAGCAGAAGGUGGUGGUGGUAUAACAUGUGUUAUGCAAGACGGAGAAGUUUUUGAAUCAGCAGGUGUUAAUAUAUCAGUUGUUCAUGGUAAAUUACCAGCUCAAGCAAUAGAACAAAUGAGAAAUCGUGGACAUCAAUUUGCUUCUCAAAAUAUACCAUUAGAUUUUUUUGCUGCUGGAAUUUCAUCGGUUAUUCAUCCUAGAAAUCCACAUGUACCAACAUUACAUUUUAAUUAUCGAUAUUUUGAAUUAGUUGAUGCUGAUGGAAAAGUACAUUGGUGGUAUGGUGGUGGUACUGAUAUGACACCUUAUUAUUUAAACGAGAAUGAUUGUAAACAUUUUCAUGCAACAUUAAAAAAGGCUUGCGAUAAAAAUAAUCAUACUUAUUAUCCAAGAUUUAAAAAAUGGUGUGAUGAAUAUUUCAAUAUAACAUUUCGUCAUAAUGAACGUCGUGGUAUUGGUGGAGUAUUUUUUGAUGAUUUCAAUGAAUCCAAUCAAGAAUCCUGCUUUAGUUUUGUUAAAGAUUGUGCAAAUACAGUUAUUCCAUCUUAUAUACCUGUAGUACAAUCAAAUUAUCAACGAUCAUAUACAACACAAGAACGUGAUUGGCAAUUAUUAAGACGUGGACGUUAUGCAGAAUUUAAUCUUGUAUUAGAUCGUGGUACAAAAUUUGGUUUACAAACACCCGGUUCACGAAUUGAAAGUAUUCUUAUGUCAUUACCACCGGUAGCUAAAUGGAAAUAUACAUGGGAUCUCAAACCUGAUUCACCAGAAAUGAAGCUUAUGAAAGUUUUAAAAGAACCAAAAGAAUGGGUUUAA
Rotaria sp. Silwood1 is the source of this 1221-nucleotide messenger RNA. NCBI's taxonomy places the organism in Eukaryota, Metazoa, Rotifera, Eurotatoria, Philodinida, Philodinidae. The record is from the annotation of a GenBank genome assembly.